AGCCGCGCUCACAGUUUCGUUUCUGGUAUCAGGGCAGCGGCAGUCAGGGCGAUGGCGGGGCUGGCCGGCUCCUCGUCCGAGCCGGGUCUGGCGGCGCUGGAGGAAGAACUGACCUGCUCCAUCUGCCUCUGCCUCUUCAGCUGCCCCGUGACGGUGCCCUGCGGGCACAACUUCUGCACCUCCUGCCUGGAGCUCUCCUGGGCCGGGCUGGCGAAUAACUUCAGCUGCCCUCAGUGCCGCUUCAUCUUCCCGAGCCGCCCGCAGCUGCAGAAGAACACGGUGCUGUGCCGGGUGGUGGAGCAGCUCCAGGGCUGCGCCGGGGUCGGGGUGGAGGAGGAGAAGAAGGAGAAAGAGGAGGAGGAGGAAGCGGUGGGGUGCGGGGCAGAGACGGGCCCCGUGUACUGCGACAGCUGCCUGCGGGCACCGGCCUCGCAGACCUGCCUGACCUGCAUCGCCUCCUUCUGCCCCGAGCACCUGCGGCCGCACCAGGACAGCCCGGCCUUCCGCGACCACCAGCUCUGCCCGCCGCUCCGCCACCUGCACCGCCGCAAGUGCCCGCAGCACAACAAGCUCUUCGAGUUCUUCUGCAGCCAGCACGGCAGCUGCAUCUGCUCCCUCUGCCUCCUCGAGCACAAGCUGUGUCACACCAGUCCCCUGCAGUUGGCCAAAGCCAACGUCGAGUCGGCGCUGAAGAAGAAACUUGUGGAGCUGCAUAACCAGAGUGAGAGAGCUGCUCGGGCAAUGAACACUGUGAAAACAAACCAAAGCCAAACUGCUGAGUCAGCUUCCAGAAAGAAAGAUUUGAUCAGAAGUGAGUUUUUAGAAAUUAAAGCUUUAGUUGAAGAAAGAGAAAAUCAGAGCUUGAAAGUAAUUGCAGAUGAAGAAAAAAGAGUUUGCAAUAAGUUUGAUUAUAUUUAUGGUAUUCUGGGAAGUAAGAAGAAUGAAAUUCAGUCUCUCAGAGAUCAGAUUGAGAAGGCACUGACUGAAGAUGAUGACAUUCUGUUUUUGAAGAGAGCAGCAGUACUGCAACAAACAUCAACAAAAGAUGCUUUUGUUCCUGUAAUUGAAAUGGACCAAAACUUGAUACAUUCCGCUUAUCAGUCUGCCAUUAACCUUAAAGACACUGUGAAACAGUCAGUGACUCAGUCUAAGGAGAAAAGAGCAGAAGCAAAACUAACAUCUGGAAGAACUAAGCCCCCUCCAGCACCUUUUUCAAACAAAAUCACUGUUGGAAAGAAGCCUCCAGGACCACAGCAUACCCACAAAGAGAAAAUCCUUCACCAGACUCAAACCACUUCACAGGUGGAGGCAGAUACCAAGGAGAAAAAGAAACCCGUUAAAGUUGCACCAGCCAUGGGGACACUAAAUGCUGCAGCUGCUGUUUCAGCUAAAGAGCUUAUUGACAGCUUUCUGAAGAAAUCCAGAGAGGAGCUUUUGCAGUAUGCUGCUAACAUCACGCUGGACUACAACACAGCUCAUAACAAGGUGAUUCUGUCUGAGAAAUACACCAAGAUGUCUGUCUCAGACACCUCCCUGAAUUAUAACCACCACCCUCAGCGCUUCACCGAUUGUUCCCAAGUGCUGGGGUUCCAGUGCUUCAAGAGAGGCAUCCACUACUGGGAAGUGGAACUGCUGCAGAACAACUUCUGUGGCAUUGGCAUUUGCUACGGUAGCAUGCGCCGGCAGGGGCCAGAGAGCCGCCUGGGGCGGAACAGCAGUUCUUGGUGUAUUGAGUGGUUUAAUUCCAAGAUAUCAUCCUGGCAUAAUGACGUUGAAAAGUGCUUACCCAACGUGAAGGCUACCAAGAUUGGUGUGCUACUCCACUGCGAGGGAGGGUUUGUGAUUUUCAUGGCUGUGGGGGAGAAGCAUAACUUGAUCUAUAAAUUCAAAACCCAGUUUACUGAAGCCUUGUACCCUGCCUUCUGGUUAUUUUCCAGUGGCACUGUUCUCUCUCUCUGCCAAGUGAAACAGUAAGGUCUCAUAUCCCAAAUUAAUCUGCCUAAGUACUUACAUGCAGAUAAUCAGUCCUGCAGCAACUCUUCGUAUAUCUUAGUCUAAGAAGUCUCAGAGAUUGUUUGAGACAAAAAUUAUUAGGUCUUUUAGGCAGUUUGGGAAAUAUGCUGAUUCUAUGGUCUGAUUUGCUAAAGCCUUUAGAUAGUGAUUUAGUAAAUCGAUGAUAGUAAAAACUAUGAUGAAGGUAUUACAAAGACCUUGAUUGUCCUUCUGAAAGCAAAGUUAUGAUACGAACCAUUGUUAAAUGUUUUCAGUAGCCACUGCAGCACUACAGCAGGUUUGCUGUAAAGGAUCCCCAGAAUUAAUUUUCAGGACCAAAUGUGUUCCACAAAUAGAAAUUUGAGAAAGAAACGGGAAGAACUCUUUGACAAAUUCAGGUUCCAGGCUUUGAGGUAGGUCUCAGUGUUGCCUUUUUCCCUAUAUGCAGACUGUUGUCAAUAGUCAGGAUUUGUAAUACAUGUGUUCUCAGUGUAGAACUCCAUGAGAUGGUACAGAAUGAACUGUUAAAAUCAAUAAGUUUAGAUCUUGUGAUGCUAAGUUAUAAAAGCCAAUAUGACAAAUCUCAUCAGAAUGGAAAAGCAGAGACUUUUAGAGUUGAUGGAUAAGAAAUGGUGUCAAAAUCACCAGGAAAUAGAUGACGUUGACUUGGAGACUGGGAAUACACCAGAGAGUCUUCGGGAAGCCAUCCUGCAGAGUAGUAGUGUGUGCUCUGUAAUACUAUUGCUUGUGGGAUGAAGCAUUCUGUCUCAUGUUCUGACCCAGAACAUGCUUCACAUUUUCACACUGAAGGCUCUUCAGUGUUUUUUUUGUAUGUUGAGGAGUCCAGGGGGUGCAUUUUUGGCUUGCAUAGGAAACAUAAAUGUGCUGUUAACUUAAAGCAGUCUCCUGUCAUAAAGCUUUUCCUCUUUGGGAGGCAAGGUAUUCUCUGCUGGUGUAUCCUAAGUUGUUCAGGUGGUAGAAACUGGACUUCCUACAUGGUUUUGGGACUCUGAUUUGAGGAGUCUCAAGACAGUUUUCACAGUACCUAGAAAAUGCUGUUUUCUCUCCGCAUGAAGCCUGCGGGCAAACAGAUUAGUCUCUUGAAACAUACAGGGAAUUAGCACAAAGCAGAAUGUAUGUCCAUUCCCACGGGGAUGGAUUUUUAAUUCUCCUGGUGUUCUUUGCUUUGGGUUGUGGUACAUCUUCAGAAGUCCUCACCACCUACAGAGGCAUCUGUACUUGUGCAUUUCUUUCUUAACAACUCAAAACCAAUCAGUAGGAAAUCAAGAUAUUUGGAUUUCAUAGUUAUUGGGCCUGUAUCUUGUUGCCUCUGGGCUUACUAUGCUAACUCUUAUUUCUUAUAGUAGCCCAUGAAGAACAGGAAAGCUCACAUGAAAGAUUUCCUGGACUUUGAUUGUAAAACUCCCCCUUAUGGGACUUGGUGAAAUAAAACACAAAGCUACUGCAGGCAGUUUGGAAGGGAAUUGUUAGAAGGCUGAGAAGAACCUCUCUGACUACAUUUCAUAUUAGCCAGAGUGCUUUAGAGGGAGACUUGCAGGAAUUCAGGCUUGGUGUCUCUAUUUUGACUUGGUUUGUAAACUCUCAGUGCUUUGUCAACGAUAGCAUAAGGCUGAUAAGACACUUCCAUUUCUUUGGCCAGAAUAGGAUAUGGAAUCAAUGGUGGACCUUAAAGUGCCAUGACUGUCUCUGGAGUAGUUGUACUAUCUCAAGGGUCUCAGCUUUCCAAAGCACAGUCAGCGCUAAAACUACCAAACCAAGCAGAACACUUCAAAAGGUGCGGAAGGAGGAUGUGUCCUGCUAGCAGCCAACAAUGAAUACAAAACUGUUUUUCCUGCACUUCCAGUUUUUCAGCCGUGAGGGACAAGAGCAGUUUCCUCUGAGAAAUCCUGUCCCUACAGCUGCUUGGCUGUGCCACAGGGCUGCAGACCCACUCAGCAGGGUGCUGAAAGAGUACUCUGUCCCCUUGUUCGUGGGGAAAAAGUGCUCUGGUGGUUUGUGCAGUAGAGAAAGUCCACAUUUUCUAUGGCUUGCUUCUUGACUUUAAAGGGGUGUUUAAUAUUAACCUCUAAGUCUUUGGGUUUCUUUAGCCAUAGUCUGGAGUGAUAGUUAAGCAAAGUAAAGAAGAGCUCUUAUUCUGCCAUGUCGAACAAGGUUGGAUCAUUAAUAUUACACUGGUGUAUGAUCACCAGUAUAUAACACGUAAGAUUUUCUGGAUUACUACAGGCAGUGAAACAAGCCUGCUGUGGUAUUCCUGAAUCUCUUUUUUGUUUGUUUUCUAUUGUGCUAUGAAUGACUGGAAAUGAUAGAAUGAGGUUCUGUUAAUUUGGAAUGAAAUGAGAAUUGUGUAACUGAAUUGCUGCAAUUCUGAAAACUGUUACUUCGGUUAGCUUCAGAUAUCAUGGAUACAUUGAAACAUUGGGGUCAUAUAACGUUAAAAAAUAUUAGUUACAGCACGAUAUAACAUUAAAAAAUAUUAGUUACAGCAUGAUAAAUAAUGGUUCAAAAGCCUUUUCAAUACAGCUGGAGUGUUUUUACUCAGCCAGUAACUAUCAAAGAUGUACUAGUUUUAAACAAAACAUAGAUCCAAGCAUGCAUUUUAAGUAUACCUCUCUUUUUAAUACUAUAAAGAACCCAACUUUUCCAGUCUAGAAAAAGCACUAAUUCUGGUGUUAAUAAAGCCAUGAGGAUAUAGAAUGAUUUGCAUAUUAACGUACAAGUGAGUAAAUGGAGAAAUGCUUGCCCACUGAAAAUACAUUAAUCUGCUUAGAUUUAAUCCUUUCUUCAAUGAAACUCAUCAGUAAAAUACUGCAGUUAGAAAAGCAAAAUGCUUGUAUAAUGAUAAACCUGUUGAUUGUACUGAUAAAUCAGCCAUUUACUUCAGUAUGUAUACUCUAUUUUAUUUCAUAUAGAUGUGUCAGCUAGACAACCUUGUCAGGGCAACAGACAUAGAUUUUAUGCCAUCUGGUUUAUGUCUGUGCCUGUAACUGUUUUAGAAGUUGACUGUUGUUGAUCUUUUCAGCUGUAAUGUGAAUGAAUUGUGCUAUUUUUAAUUAAAUACUCAUGGUAAACCCUAA
Messenger RNA from Tyto alba (common barn owl), 5087 nucleotides. It is a transcript of the gene TRIM25, whose product is annotated as tripartite motif containing 25. The transcript is spliced from 9 exons. Bases 52 to 1974 code for a protein of 640 amino acids. The record is from RefSeq and is a predicted model, not a curated record. NCBI's taxonomy places the organism in Eukaryota, Metazoa, Chordata, Aves, Strigiformes, Tytonidae. Gene Ontology annotation, molecular function: zinc ion binding; protein binding.